CAUGCGCCUCCAGAGGCGCAAAAUAAUUUGGCCUCUGUACAUAAUGACGUCGAUAUCCCUGCUUAUCGCCGUGGCGAUGGAUGUAACGUGGUGCUGAGAUCCAGGCAGGGAUCAGCAGUGCCCCGCAUUCGAGCUGAGAUUCUCCCCUGACCCCUCACUCUCUUAUCUUCAAUCAUCCACGACAUUUUAUUCCCCCGACUAUAUCGAUACUAUCCAGUGGCGUAUACCAUUCGACUCACUCAGCAUUCUUGCCACUCCCUCAUCCAUAGGGUCAGCCCGCUACCACAAUUGAAUUACCCCCCGACCACCACCAAGAUGGUCGACAUAGCAGACGAAAUCUAUGCCUCCCGGCGCGAAAUCCUGCAAUCCCUCUUCGCCAACAAGAUCUCCGCCCCAGACGCCGCUGCACAACUCGCCUCAGCCACCCUCGCAGACGACACAACCCUCGAAGGCGCCCUCGGUCGCCUGUGGAACCUGAUCAUCGCUCUCGCCGCCGACUCACUAACUCACCACGAUAAACUCGUCGACGUCCUCGUCGACAUCUCCGAGCUCCCCGAUGAGAAAAAUCCACCAUCUACUGGCACUGGUCAAUCCGAGAACGAGCCCGAGUCGGAACCGGGAUCUUCACUGACCCUGCACGACAUGGUCGUCUGGCGCGACCUCCCAACACUUGGCUGGACGUUCCGCGACGAGUGGAACUUCAGCGUGAACCCCAACAGCAGCGCCGAGAAACGCGCGUACGCAAUCCGCCGGUGGAUAAACAUAAACCGCUUCGCGGCUCUGCUGAUGGCAACCGAAGAACCCGUGUUCGCAUCGUACUCCUGGUUCGCGCUCGUAACGCUACGGCAGGCACUCGAGACACCAAUCGACCAGAUGAGCGAGCAUGACCCGCUCGACGCGUGGGUCCCCGCUGCGGCGGCGUGGAUUGAGGUUCUGGGUGUGGAGAUCUAUGAGUGGGAGGAGGAGUUUCCGUCUGGGGGGAAUCGCGCGCCCGGGAAAGGCGGGCCGUUGUGGGAGGGGAAGCAUGGGUUUUGCAAGGGGCGGUGGGGGCUUUGGAGGGAGAGGUUUGGGGACAUGGCGAGGGGGGGAAGGGUUUCAGAGUCUGUAAGGAAGGUUGCGGGCGAUGCGGAGGUUAUGAUGAAGGAGAUUGAGGCUGGGGAUGUGGAGUGA
Aspergillus calidoustus is the source of this 1170-nucleotide messenger RNA. NCBI's taxonomy places the organism in Eukaryota, Fungi, Ascomycota, Eurotiomycetes, Eurotiales, Aspergillaceae. The record is from the annotation of a GenBank genome assembly.